AUGAGCAAUCCUCCAUAUGGCGUCGACUACAACCCUUCGCAGAACCUCGAGAGAGAGAACCUGCCAAGGUUCGCCAACCCGAUGCAGAGGAACGAACAGAGAAAUCGCCAGGUCCUCCCGUCGAUCAUCGUGAAGCAUGCUCCUCAGCUGAUGGAGAAUGUAGCGUUGAUGGAGGAGCUAGGUCAGGCAAGGAAGGAGCUGCAGGUAACGCAGCAGGAAGUGAAGCAGCUGUCAGAGGCUAUGGCGAGGAGGAUGAGCGCGAUGGAGAGCAGGUUGCAGGCGGGAGAAGCGAACACGCGAUCGCUGGACAGGAGGGAGGCCACGGCGUCGAACUCGCUGCUGCAGCUGAAGACAGAGAUGGAGGUGAAGUUGCGGGAUGUGAUGGCAGAAGUCCAGAGGAGCAGGAGGCUCUUCGAGCAGGAGCUGCAGAACCAGACAGAAAGGAUGAAGCGUGAGCUGGAGGAGAGGGAGGAGGCGAACGUCUCGGCCGAGACGCUGGCGAGGGAGGCGGGGAGGCAGUGCCGAGCUGCUGAGGAGAAGAUGAGAAAGAUGGAGGAGGAUAUGCGUGCGGGGCUGGAGAGGAGGACGCAGAUGGUUCUGGACAGCCUGAGGAAGUAUGAGCUAGGGAGCGUGGAGAAGUUCUCUGCGCUGGAGCAGGCGAUCAAGGAGGAGCUGGAGAGGGAGAGCGACGGGGUAGCGAGGAUGGAGAGCGAGCUCAGGAGCGAGCUGGGGACCAUGCAGGCCAUGCUGCAGGAGAGGACGAGGAGCCUGCGGGAGGAGAUAGAAGGAGCUCGGCUUCGGCUAGAGGGCAUGCUGAGGGAGGGGCUGGAGGGCUGCAAGCUAGAGGGCGAGGAGAUGAGGAGGAGGAUGGACGGGUUUGCGAUGCUGUUCGAGAGGGAGAGGAAGAGGCAGAAGGAGCUCGUGCAGAGCUCGUCGGCGCAGAUGAAGGAGAAGGUGCAGUCAGUGCAGGGGAUGUGGAAGGAGAUGCAGCAGGAGAGCGUGAGGAUCCGGUCGCUGGCGUCUCAGGUGCAAGAGGAGACGAGCAUGCAGGUGAAGAUGAUGUCGGAGAGGAUGGAGGAAGGGAUGCAGGCCCUGCGGGGCGUGCAAGAGCGGCAGGGGGAGCAACUCGGGGACACGAAGCAGCAGCAGGCGAGGGGAAUGGCAGAGCUGCGGGAGAAAGUCUCCUCCUCCUUGAUCCGAGUACACAGCGAGCUGGAGUCCAGCCUGCGGGAGGAGAGGCAGACGCGGCAGAGCAUCCUACUAAGGCUGGAAGAGCACGAGGGGGUCACACAAAGGAUGCUGCAGGAGCAGACGAACUUCGAGGAGGGGGUGGAGCAGCGGCUCCGACACGCUCAGGUCAGGACGUCAGAGGACGUCAACCAGCUGUCAGCUAGGAUGGAUGCGAUCUACCUUGAUGUACAGGCGCAGACAGAGGAGCAGGGGAAGAGGUUGCACACGUUAGAAGUUUUGAACAGAGAGAAGAUUGCCGACCUUGCGAAUGAUCUGCACACUGCGAACGAGAGGCAGUGGGAGGAAAUCUUGGACAUCAAGAAAACUGUCAGGGCGAUCGGCUCGCAGGAAAGAGCAAAAGAGAAUUCACUUAUCAAACAGAUCGAGGAACUGCGGCGGCGGCUCAACGAGGUUGAGCAUGGAACCUCUGCUGUAGCAAUUAAUCCCCAGCGAGAUUUGAACGAAGAUUAUGACGAGAGAGACGCAAAGUCAGCCGAGUACGAGGAUGAAGCCAGUGGGGAGGAGGAGGAGGAGGAGGAGGAGGAGAAGGAGGAGGAGGAAAGGGCAGAUGGCGUUAAGGCGAAAGUGAAGGAACGAGCUCAAAGCCAGGAGGAGGGGCAGGAGGGGAGAGCGGAUGAUGGAAGAUUGGGAGGAGAGGGUCAGGAAGACCAGGAAAAGGAGAGCGCUCAGCAUAGAGAGUCUAGUGAGCUGGGAGAGAGCGGGAAGAGGGAUGUAGUGGAGGAGGAAGAGAUCUUGGAAGUAGAAGAUGGAGACGUGGAAGUCAGAGACAGCAGGAUGGAGGGAGAGGAGAGGAGGGAGGAGGUCGACCCUGUGGAAGACCAAGAUGAAGUGAACCUGUCGCAAGAGCUCGACGAACAGGAGCAGAUUGAACAGGAGCAGAUCGAGGAGGAGCAGAUUGGGGAGGAGGAUGUCGCUGGCCAAGACAUCGGUGCUCAGGGUGGAGAAGAGUCGAACGCGGCAAACCCAGCAGAUGCCGACGAGAGCGUCCAGUGGCAGGAGCAGCAGCAGCAGCAAAAUGAAGAGGACAUCGGGGGUGAGGAGGAGCAGCAGCAGCAGGCAACGGAUGACAGCACCAAGGGAGACGAAGGAAGGCACGAUGCUAACGAGGAGGAGGCUGAGAUGAUUCAGACAGCAGAGGAAGAGUCGAUGAACGCGGUGGAGCAGGCGGUAGAGGACGUGGACGCUGCCAUGGCAGCAGCAGAGCAGGAGGAGGCGGCGAGCGCCGACGCAAGACAGGAAGGAGCUGCAGCUGAAAUGCUGUCUCCUCUGCAACAGGAGACAGCCGUUGCUGAAGGGAACGAGACGGGAGUGCCCGAGGAGCUUGUGGGCAUGGAUGGAGCUGGAGCUGCAGCCGAGGUGGGAGAGGCUUCUCCUCGAUUACCGCAGGAGGCAGUGGAGGAGGAGGAGGAGAUGGCUUCUGUGCAAGGAGAAGAAGGAGCUGCGACUACAGUAGCAGGCGCAGAUCAACAGGAGCGGAGAGUGGAGGAUCAACUAGCCGUGGCAGAACAGGAGGGAGAAGUCGACAGCACUGCGAAUCCUACUGAUGGGGAGGAGGCACCAGCACCGGCUACAGCUCCAGCAGACAAGACUGACAUCAAAGACGCGGUGCUGGAGGCAGGAGCUGGAGGAGGGGCAGGAGCUGCUUCAGAGGGUGGGACGGUGCAAGGAGGAGGGACGGAGGAGGGGGUUGAGAAGACGCCUGAUGAAGGUGAAGAGGAAGGUGAAUCGAAAAAGGGAGUUACAUCUGCGGGUGAGAGCCAAGGAAUAGAGGAACCACAGGUAGAGGAUGUGGACGGGAAAGAUCAGAGCCAGGAGGGUACGAAGGAAGGAGAGCAGCAGGAGUGAAGGAAGAAAAUACAUGUCGUGAUUAUCAAUCGAGUAGAGAAUCUUUGUAAUGUACUAAAUGUGUUAAUCG
Molecule: messenger RNA, 3166 nt
Organism: Guillardia theta CCMP2712
Lineage: Eukaryota; Cryptophyceae; Pyrenomonadales; Geminigeraceae
Exons: 7
Coding region: 1-3096 (1031 amino acids)
Source: RefSeq, a predicted model, not a curated record